Episyrphus balteatus (marmalade hoverfly) is the source of this 5544-nucleotide messenger RNA. RefSeq lists its product as uncharacterized. Lineage: Eukaryota; Metazoa; Arthropoda; Insecta; Diptera; Syrphidae. Gene Ontology annotation, biological process: positive regulation of cytoplasmic translation. The record is from RefSeq and is a predicted model, not a curated record. Gene Ontology annotation, cellular component: cytoplasm. The transcript has a single exon. Gene Ontology annotation, molecular function: translation regulator activity; single-stranded RNA binding; zinc ion binding. Bases 3613 to 4530 code for a protein of 305 amino acids.
AUCGUGUUACAUUUCUUAUACAUAAUUAAUGAAGUAAAUACUAAAAAAAUUUAAUCAAGAGAUUUACAAAGUAGUUUUGGAAGCAUCAGGAUACAAUUUUCGGCACUCACUGACUACUUGAAGUACAUAUUGUUUUUGUUCCUCAUCUUUAGUUAAAAGGUUAUUAAAAUCGGUUAUUAAUUUGACUCCUCUUUCUGUCAUGUCAUUUACGACUUUAAGUGGUUGCACUUUUUUAAAGCCUUCUUUAAAAUGCGGGUUUUCCGGCCAAGGAUUAGGAGGUUCUUUGAGAAAACUUGUGUCUAUUUUCAAUCGGCUGAAAAAGAUCAAUGUUUCUUUGUUCACAAUAUUUUUUAACCCUGCUGUGACAAAUUGUUCAUCUUCAUGUGUCUGUAGCUUUGGAUUUACUAUUCUGUUGGUUUCCGUUUCACUGGUUUUCAAAAUUAUGUUGGCCGUUUCUAAUUUUUCGCCAUCUCGUAAAGUUAGGUCAAAGAACGCCAGACCUGCCAGCUCUGAACUCAAAUACCAUAAAUGGUUUGAGAAUUUAGCAAAAGCCUUCUCUGAAAUAUAUUUGUCUAUCUUGCGGUAUUCAAUGCGAUUACGCAAAAGAUCAAGAUCUUGUUUAGGAGCCAGAUAAGCUCUUGGGGCAUUAAACCAAGCAAAAGUUUUUUCUUGUUGAAUGUAAGUCUGAUUUUGAAACUACAAAGUCAAUUGGAUUUUGCCCUAGUGCUUCUAUUGUAGCUAUAAUUAUGCGAGAAGCAUUUCUAUCAGAUGCCUUACAUUGGUCCAAUAACAUAGAAAGUUUCAUUGUUAAUAGCUCUUUCACCCCACGACUAUACCUCAUACUUUUGAUACCCGAGGGCCCAGAGAUAGAGAAACAUCCAUUCUAUCCCAAUCCGCAGAAUAAAACAGUUAAAAAAAAGUUUAAUUUUAAAUCGAGUUUGCACUUCAGCUCUUUUUGAGGUGUGUACUGAAAAUUUAAAUUGAUGACAAUAUUUUUCUUUUUUAGUAAAACUAAACAAAUUUAGCAUCUGAAUUAUGUGUUACAACACUACCUUUAAUUUAAUAUAUAAAAAGUGAAAAUAAAUCGAUCUGUCUGGGAGCUAGAGCUAAUUUUCUUCGAAAAACAGUGAAAAAACAGAGAUUUUUGAUAUUUUGAGCGAGUGUCGGCACCAUUUAGAGUUAUCCAAUCGAGCUGAAAUUUUGGCUAUCUAAAAAUCUGCAAAGGCGGAACAUUUUAUGGGGUUCCCCCGAAAAAAAUUCGACAAAAAAUUUUUUCUAUGGGAGUUGCGGUCACUCUAAUGUAGAUCGUCUAAGCAUGUUAUUAAGUGACUUGCGCUGGUGGGGAACUUCUUAAUGUAAACAUUACCACGAUUUGUGUAAGCGGAGAAGAGUUGUUGUUUUCGCUUGAGUCCAAUUGCACUUUGGAGGAGAAGACGAUAUUGUUUAAUUAAGCUUUCGUUUAAAUAGCAGCUAGUGUCUCGUUGAGUAGAUGAUAUUCCAAAGUCACUCAAGCGUAGUUCUUUGUUUUUCAUCUUGCGGUAAUUAGAUGAUGAUUUCAUGACGACAUCUCUUUCAAAACAGCUCGAGAGUUUAAUGAUAAUUGGUGAAGGAGAUUCUUUCAUGGUUUUGUUGUGUGGAUUACUCACGUUGAUUGACUCUUUCUUGACAGCGCGGAAAACUUGGUUUAUGAGAGGUGGCUUGCAGCUAAUUGUUUUGCAGAACUCUUCAAAAAUAGAUUUUAGAUUCUCAUUUGGCAAUUUUGGGACACCAACCAAAACCAUAUCAGACGCUAUCUCUUUCUUCGCCAUAAGAGUAAGCUGAUUCUCAAGAGAAAGUAUGUGUGUGUUUUGUUCAUACAACUUACUAUUCAGCUGGCUCUCAAUGCUAUCGACACGAGAGCUUAAUGUAGAGAUGGAACCUUCAAUUAGAGAAAAUCUUUGCUCCAGGCUAACUUUAAUCUCUUCAAUCUUGGUGACUAAUCCAGAACGGGUUUUUUCUAGAUCAUCGGUUAGGUUGCGUUGAAGAAGAAUUUGUUUUGUCAAUUGUUUUUUAAAAGAAUCGAGGGAAAGUAAUGUGAUGUCAUUUUUCGAACUUUUCGGUGAAAUGUCAUUGGUUACAUGGGCAGAUGAAGGUGUACUUUUAUCUUGUGACCGUGUCACAGCACCAGUGUGGCUCAUAAUAACAGAUGGUGGGGGAAACACUUUCGAUGAAGAUUUUAAAGAGUUAUUUUUUUUUUUUCAGAUUUUCACUUUUUUUAUUAUAUAUUAUUAUGACUUAGGCGGCAGAAUAUUUUAGUAUGAAUUACCAAUAAUAAACGACACUGGCAGUAAAAAAUACUCGCGUUUCUUAAAAAAUAGGCAAGGAAAAUGGAGAUUUUACUGUUUUUAGCCGGAGCAACAAAAUAAGCGACUACUCGCGUCUAAAGCACAUGCUAAUUGUAUUCGGUGGUAUAGUUUGCAAUUGAAAGUGGUAGUUUACAUAGGCGAUGGACUAUUGAAUGAAAGGCAGUGAGUUUGUGUUGAAUCGGGGAGUAUGAGUCGUUCGUGAUGUAUCUGUUUGUUGUUGUUGGUUUCCUGUAUAUGGCAAAUUCAAUUCGUCCGUUUUUUCUCGACAGGGUUAAGUCUAAGAAAUUUAGUUUUUUGUCUUUUUCAGAUUCAAAGGUGAAAUUAAUGGAAUCGAACUCUGAAUUUAGGAUGUUUAAAACCGAAUCGAUUUCACCUCUUUUUAUCACCGCAAAAACAUCAUCUACAUAACGUCGUUUCGAACGACGACAUGAAAACUUCCGCUAUUAGUGGGGACAAAGGGUUUCCCAUACUUGUUCCAGUUUCAAUUAUGUAAAAGUUAUUCCUAAACUGAAAAAAGUUUUGAGACAUACAUAUUUUAGCUGUUUUUAAAUAUGCAUGUUUAUUGUUUUCCUCUAUCUCAAACUUUUCAAGGUGUUUUUGAAGGGCAGUUAAAGCUUCAGGGAUAGGAAUACUCGGAAACAGAGCUUCGACAUCGAAUGAAAUCAUGAUUUCGUCUUCUUCAAUUAAGAUGUUCUUAAUUUUUUCCACGAAGUCAAAAGUAUUGUUCACUGAAAAACUUUGUAAUGGGUAUUUUUUCAUAUCACUUACUAGCCAUUUGGAUAUUUUGACGGAGGGUGAAUUUAUAUUUGAAACAAUGUGUUGUUAACUACCCCACUGUUAAUAAGCUGCAAUAAUAAAUAAAGAUAGACAACAACAUGAGACGACAAAUAUACGAACUGCAAUAAGGAGAUUGAGAAAAAGAAGAUAAAGAUACAGUGAAUUUAUCUAUUCAGCGAGAGUGUAGCGAAGCGAGUCCUUUUAAUCUUUUGUAAAUUAUAUAUUAUUUUGUUUCUUCUCAAUUCAUUUUAUACUUGCAAAUAAUAAAACUUUAAAUUAAAAAACAUUCAUUGUUUAAAAAGUGCGUUUCUUUUUCAUAAAAUUUGGAGAAGAUUACAUUCAGAAGAGGGAUAUUGCCUUAGAAAAUUGCGAUUGCGUCAUCCGAUAGACAAAAAAAAAAAAAAAAAAAACGAUUGUGCGAUUGGGUCAUACAAUCGAGACAGAGUCUCGAAACUGAAUUUUUGAAUUUCAACUAUCAUCCAGAGCAAAAAUGAGUGCAAAGGAAUUAGUAAAACUACUGGUGCAGGCGCUGAAAGAGAAUAGCCAGCAGGGAGCAGAUCAGACCAACGAUGUCAACUACCAAAUCAUGCCUGAUUUCAACAAAUCCAUUCAAAACUUUAAUGGAAAAAAAAAUGAUUGUGAGGCGCGUGAUUGGUUGCUUUCUGUAGAUGCAGUGGCUGAUCUCAAUAGGUGGUCGGAUGCAUUUCGUCUGGAGUGCGUCAGAUUUCAUUUAGUUGGAGCUGCAAAGAGCUGGUACAAUUCCUUAACAAUAUCCACUUGGGCUAAAUUUAAAUCUGAGUUCGAGAGUACAUUCACAAGUCCUUUGGAUACAGCCGACAGAUGGAAGUUGCUACUCGAGCGAAAGCAGCGAAAGGGUGAAGAUAUCAUAGAUUAUUUCUUUGAAAAAUUGCGAAUGUGUAACGAUUUGAAACUGAGUUUCACAGAAAUAAAAACCCAAAUUAUCGAUGGUAUCAUAUCCAGAGAGUUGAAACAAUUUCUGUUGUGUCGUUCACAUACUAACACCAACGAAGUUGUUAGAGACAUCAAGAAUCAUUUCCAACUGAUGGGACCUUCAGCUUCAGAAUCUGUUCCAACGAAGAGAAUAGGCGGCGAGUACAAAAGUCAUUCUUCGGUUCCAGAGAGGUGCUCUAAAUGCAAAGGUGGACACAAAGACGAAUUCUGUACUCAGGGUAAAGCGAAAGAUGAAAUCAAAUGCUUUCGUUGCCUAACUCCAGGGCAUUAUAAGAGUGAAUGCAAAGUUGAGGUUAAAUGCAUUCAUUGUGGCAAUCCGGGACAUAUGAUGAAAAAUUGUCCAAAGAGUAAAACGGAUUUUCGUACACCAAACGUCACAUCAAAUGUCGGCAAGAGUGAAUCGUCUUACAAAGUUUCAUGUGUGAGGUACAUCUAAAGAUUUAAAAUAUUAUUAAACUGCAAAAUUAAAUGGACAUGAGAUGAAAGCAUACAUUGAUAAUGGUAGCAAAUGUGUUAUGAUCAGAGAUUCUUAUGCUAAGAAACUCAACAUUCAAUACGAGAAAACAUCAGAUAUUAUUUGUGGUUUUGGUAAUGGCAAGAUCAUGUCUUUGGGAGUGUUCGAGGCUAGCCUUCAAGUUGACCAAGCCGAGGCCAAGGUUAAAGUUCAUGUUGUUCCAGAUGAAUUUCUGCAGAUUCCACUUUUGAUUGGACAGCCUUUUACCGAAAACGAAUACAUUACCAUUGUAAAGCGAGGAAAUAACAUUCGAGUUUUUGAGGAGCGACAGAUCGUAGACGAGGAAUGCUUCAAGGACCUGGUAGUUCCACCUUUACCAAAACAAGAAGUGAAACUAUGGGCGAAAGAAAAAACAGUCAUUCCUGCGGGUUAUAUUGGUUUUAUAACUGCUUGUGCUGACGAGAUAGAACAACGUACAGAUAUUUUCAUCAAUGGAGGUGCAAAUCGUGGAGGUUUCUUGAUUCCGAGUUGUGUGGUGAGCAUUGAAGAUGAAGUUAACAUACCAGUUGUCAACAUGAGUGCAAAUGAGAUCGUUUUUUAGAAAGGAGUUACUAUUGCAAGAGGAAAACGAUGCGUUGAAGAUUCCGAUGUCUGCGAUGAAGAUGUCGAAAAUCCAGAAAAAUGUGAGUACACUGCUCUUUUAUCAGUUGUAGACGUGUCGUUUUUGGAAACAAUUGACAUUAACCCCACAGCUUCUACGAAUGUCAGAGAAAAAUUAAUAAAUAUUUUGAAAGACUACCGAGAUUGUUUUGCUUUGAAUAUGACAGAGUUGGGUUGUACAAAAGAAGUAGAGUUUGAGAUAGAACUGAGUUCAGAUGUUCCUGUAGUUUAUCGUCCUUAUAGAUUGAGUCAUAGCGAAAGAGAGUUUUUGAGAGGAGAGAUUGAGGAAAUGAAAGCUGCUGGAAUAAUACAAGAUUCCGUUUCUAACUAUUCGAG